AUGUCUGGCCGUGGAAAGGGUGGUAAGGGACUCGGAAAGGGAGGUGCAAAGAGGCAUAGGAAGGUUCUCCGCGAUAACAUCCAAGGUAUCACAAAACCAGCUAUUCGGAGGUUGGCAAGAAGAGGUGGUGUCAAGAGAAUCAGUGGUUUGAUCUAUGAAGAAACCAGAGGAGUUCUCAAGAUCUUCUUGGAAAACGUGAUUCGCGAUGCUGUUACCUACACUGAGCAUGCGAGGAGGAAGACUGUUACUGCCAUGGACGUUGUCUAUGCUCUCAAGAGACAGGGAAGAACCUUGUACGGAUUCGGUGGUUGA
Molecule: messenger RNA, 312 nt
Organism: Lathyrus sativus (Indian pea)
Lineage: Eukaryota; Viridiplantae; Streptophyta; Magnoliopsida; Fabales; Fabaceae
Source: the annotation of a GenBank genome assembly